Molecule: messenger RNA, 1842 nt
Organism: Penicillium oxalicum
Lineage: Eukaryota; Fungi; Ascomycota; Eurotiomycetes; Eurotiales; Aspergillaceae
Product: MFS transporter
Exons: 2
Coding region: 1-1842 (613 amino acids)
Biological process (GO): transmembrane transport
Molecular function (GO): transmembrane transporter activity
Source: RefSeq, a predicted model, not a curated record
AUGGCGGGCCACGACGAGAAGAAUGGAUCUGAAAAGAUCGAGUCCACACUGCCAACAUCGAUUCCUUAUUUCCGCAUGGUAUUCGAUCAGGGUGUUGUCACACAACAAAUCGCCAGUCAUCCUUACCCAGGCUCAGGAACCGACGAUGAUCCGUAUGUGGUGACUUGGAUCCCCGAUGAUCCCCGCAAUCCCAUGUUGUUCAGCCAAGGGAAGAAGUGGUUGUUCACUGGUCUGGUGGCUAUUGCGACGCUGGCUGUCGCAUUGGUUUCCUCGGCAUACUCUGGAGGUAUCCAACAGAUUGAAAAGGAGUUUGGUAUCGGAAGCGAAGUUGCCAUUCUCGGUGUGUCAUUGUUCGUUGUCGGAUUUGCUGUUGGUCCCCUUCUUUGGGCUCCCCUCAGUGAGCUGUUUGGACGUCAGAUUCUCUUUGCCACCACUUAUGCCGCCCUGACUGCUUUCAACGCUGGAUGCGCUGGCUCCAAGAAUGCUUGGACGUUGAUCAUCCUCCGAUUCUUCGCCGGUGCCUUUGGAUCUUCUCCCCUCACCAACGCGGGUGGUGUGAUUGCCGAUAUGUUCUCGGCUAAGCAACGUGGUGUCGCCAUGAGUCUUUUCGCUGCUGCGCCUUUCCUGGGCCCCGUCCUGGGCCCUAUCAUCGGUGGUUUCCUCGGUGAAAACGCAGGCUGGAAGUGGGUGAUGGGAUUCUUGGGUCUCUUCUCCGGUGCUGUUUGGAUCAUUGGAUCGGUUCUGAUCCCCGAGACAUAUGCGCCGGUCCUUCUGCGUCGCCGGGCCGAGAAGCUUUCCAAGCUGACUGGCAAGAUCUACCGCAGCCAGAUCGAGGUUGACCAGGGCAAGGUCUCGCUGAAGGAGUCGUUCAAGAUUGCGCUCUCUCGUCCUUGGAUUUUGCUGUUCCGCGAGCCGAUUGUCUUCCUCCUGUCGCUGUAUAUGGCUAUCAUUUAUGGUACCCUGUACAUGCUGUUCGCCGCCUUCCCUAUUGUCUACCAAGUUAACCGUGGCUGGAGCCCGGGUAUUGGAGGUCUCGCUUUCUUGGGAAUUAUGGUCGGUAUGCUGAUCGCUGUCAUCUACACUCUCUGGGACAACAAGCGCUUUAUCAAGGUGCAGGAGAAGCACGAGGGAUUCGCGCCGCCAGAGGCUCGUCUGCCCCCCACGAUGAUUGCUUCCGUUGCCAUUCCAAUCGGCCUGUUCUGGUUUGCUUGGACCAACUACCCCGACAUCCACUUCAUGGCCAGUAUUGCCGCCGGAGUGCCCUUUGGUUUCGGUAUGGUGCUCGUUUUCCUGGGAAUCAUGAACUACCUGAUCGACGCCUAUACCAUCUUUGCUGCCUCGGUCCUGGCUGCCAACUCCGUCAUGCGUUCCCUCUUCGGUGCCGCAUUCCCCCUCUUCACUACCUACAUGUAUCAGAACCUCGGUAUCCACUGGGCUUCGUGCAUUCCGGCCUUCCUUGCGCUUGCCUGUGUGCCGUUCCCCUUCUUGUUCUACAAAUAUGGUGCCUCAAUCCGCACACGCUGCAAGUUCGCCGCGCAAUCGGAUGCCUUCAUGCGCAAGAUCCAGCAACAGGCUGCAAGCUCUCCCUCCGAGGAAGAGGAGCUGGAGGAUGAUGACGAGACCAAGUUUGAUCGCACCGAGGCGCCUGCCCCCGAUACGACCUCUCUGUCGAGCGUCUCGUCCCACGUCGCGGAGGAGCCCAUUGCCGCUCACCGAACUCGUUCACGAGCCCAUUCAACCUACUCCACUCGCACCAAUGGGUCAUUGGCGCGUGUGGCUACCUACGAAGGCAAUCCUUACGUUGUUGACCGUGUCAACACCCGGGAAUCCUUCAAGGCAUGA